AAAUCUGCACUUUCCUAAUCCACGCUCUCGACAUGAGGCGACGACCGCGCGAAGUGCCUGUGGCGAAACCUUCCGCCGUGCACAACUACGUACCCAACGUGCUGCUGCGUGCGGAGGAACACGGGAGUCACCGGAGAUGGCUGCCAAACGAGCGUAAACCUGGAGCGUCCAAGCACUCGACGCUGAACCAGCAGCAAGACGUCAUGAAGAUCAAAGUCGACAUGAAUGAGUACUGCUCCGAGGCAGAAGUGGACAAGCUCAAUGCACUGGAAGAAGAGGUUGCGAUCUUGGAGAGCGAGGUAAACUUUUCUCUAGAGCUGCAGCACUGGAGUUGACAUUGGUAUGACUUGCUAUUUAGAUGGAAAAGUUUGUAGAGGAGUUCUACAUGGCAGCGGCCAUGUUCUCCACCCAAGCGACUGCACAGAAGACGUACGUGACCAUAUUGGAGACUUUUGCUGAGAUGACCUCACAGACGCCUUACUCCACUUCACAGUCUCAUCGAACGCCUGAAAGCAGCUCAAAGUUCGUCCAACAUUAAACCAAGCGAGUGAAGUUGUUGUGCAGCCUUCUGCGUUCUUGAUUUAAUAUUAGAGCACACUUGUUCUUUUUCCAGGAAAGGCCAGUCAAAUGAAAAAACACAGCACCGCACCGCGCUAAUGGAGCUGCAGUGCACUGUGGCAUCCUCGUAUUUCCUUCCUCUAGGG
Molecule: messenger RNA, 704 nt
Organism: Phytophthora nicotianae INRA-310
Lineage: Eukaryota; Oomycota; Peronosporomycetes; Peronosporales; Peronosporaceae
Exons: 4
Coding region: 33-335 (100 amino acids)
Source: RefSeq, a predicted model, not a curated record